Cetraspora pellucida is the source of this 213-nucleotide messenger RNA. NCBI's taxonomy places the organism in Eukaryota, Fungi, Glomeromycota, Glomeromycetes, Diversisporales, Gigasporaceae. The record is from the annotation of a GenBank genome assembly.
AUGUCUUUAUUCAAAAAAAUCAUAAAUUUUAUUAAAUGUGGUCAUAAAAAAAUAAAUACAUUUGAUGAAAGUAUUUACAAUUGGAAUUGUUCAACUUUGUCAGCAAUCAAUAAAGAAGUUUUUGAAACCACCUUACCAAUCACUGAAGAAGAUGAACAAUUCGAAAUAGAAAUCGAACAUGAAAUUUUAAAAUUAAACAAAAAUGAUUACGAA